GGUCUGCCGGGAUCGCGUCUAGGUGGACAGGGCCCGUGAUGUUGCCAGCAGGUAGAGCUUUUAGUGCAUUCCAGCCUUUCGGUGCUGACUCAGUUGACGCACAUCAGGGGGGUGCGGAGGCCUUCGGCGGAAGUGCCGGUGCGGCCAUGUGUGUGCCGGUGGAGAGUGGUGGUGACAAGGGGGGGGCUUGUGGUUCGCAAAGGGGGGCCUGCGGCGAUGCGUGUGGACGUCCCUGUCCACAAAAUCCCCCGGGUGGGGCGGGGCCAGCAGGUAUGCAGGCGUGCGGAGGUGGCCAAGAUCCCGCGGUUGGCAUGCAGUGGACUGCAAUCCAGUCUCCAGUGCCUUCGCGUCAUGACCGUGGGGGGAUUGCAAACACCGCGUCACGUGGGCAGGUCGAUUGCAAUAUUGACCUGUAUAUGCAAGACAACGACUGGGGCGGCAACGACAUCUUAUCUGGGGACACGGUUCUCGUGCAUUCGCCGAACAGAGACAAUGAAGCAGAUGACGAAAAUGAUGGCCACGGGAUAGGAUCACAAGCAGACGAGGGCACCGAACCGCAUGGGGUUCAUAGCACACAGGAGGGUUGUAAUGGCAGCCAAGAACCAUUGUCGUCGCAACGAGAAACAACCCAGUUGGAUGCUGAUGGUUCCCAGGGAGCGGCACGCACCCGCAAACGAGGGGAUUGGGCCCAUCUUGACACCAUGACACUUAUAUGUGCAAAAGGUGAGCGGUACGUUGCACGUGCCAUAAAUUCCGAAGAUAUGGGCAAUGGUCGCACGUCUAAGCAAGCUUGGGUGGAGAUUGCAAACACUUUGACUGCUGCAGGUUUCAAAAAAACGUGGCUUGAAUGCCGGACCAGGUGGCGCAACAUAUGGUCCACGUACAGACAAGUGACAACCCUUCAUAGGGGAAGCGGGGCCCAGAGCUACUGGAGGAUAACCUCAGCAGAGCGCAAUGAUAAGGGAUUCAAUUUCAUACUUCGCAAGGAUUGGUUCGACCUGCUUGAGGUGUUCUACUGGAACGACAAGUCUGUGCACCCCAGCAACUGCGAAGAUCCGGGUUCCAGAUUCGAGGAGGGGCAGAGCUGCCCGCCUGGUGGUGCAUCGGGCGGAGGUGCAGCCUCACCGGAUAGUGCUCCCGCUGAGGGAGCACCUGCUGCGGCUUCGGACAGUGCCCCCACACAAGGAGCAUCUGCUGCCACUUCUGACAUUGCCCCCGCACAGGGAGCAGGCAACAGUGAUCCACCCCCCUCAUACAAGAGGGCACGGACUGCCCAAAACGCACGAAAGAAGUCGUUCAAAGAAUUGGGAUCGUGGAUGCAGGCACAGACUGGUGCUUUGAAGCACCACACAGACACAACAUUGAAGUGUGCGGAGCUGACCGUAUCCGCCAUCGACCGCCAAUCCUCAACUGCUGCCGCUGUGCAGCGAGAUUGUGCGCAGCUGAUAGCGCAGAAGAUGGAAUACGGGUGGAAAGUCAUAGCUGACCUUGUGCGGGAGUCCCAUCUGGCCCGUGGUAACUGUACCAGCCGUCCUGCAACAGGCGAAUUCCCGCCCACGGACCACGGCACAGCCACCACGAGCUGUUCGCAGGGCACAGAGGAGUUCCGUGGCGCCGCACGGCGGGCGUCAUGAUUUUUUUUUUUUUUUUUUUUUGCAUCGUCCACCUUGUGACAUCUACCAGUGUAUUCUGAGUUGAG
Molecule: messenger RNA, 1699 nt
Organism: Chara braunii
Lineage: Eukaryota; Viridiplantae; Streptophyta; Charophyceae; Charales; Characeae
Source: the annotation of a GenBank genome assembly